Brassica napus (rape) is the source of this 2599-nucleotide messenger RNA. RefSeq names its product F-box protein DOR-like. NCBI's taxonomy places the organism in Eukaryota, Viridiplantae, Streptophyta, Magnoliopsida, Brassicales, Brassicaceae. Bases 258 to 1472 code for a protein of 404 amino acids. Gene Ontology annotation, molecular function: protein binding. The record is from RefSeq and is a predicted model, not a curated record. The transcript has 4 exons.
CACUUCAAACCUUCUUGCCCAGCUAGAGUGUCUAAUAUAACACAACCUUGACCAGCUCUUGUAUCUUCCUCUUCAAAGUCAACCUAUCCUGCCUGAGAUGAACCGAACGAAAGACCAUUUCCAACAAGGUUACUGAACGUUGUCAUUUUCUUCCGCUCCUGGCUGCUUUCGUCGCAAGACUCCCUACGUACGUACAUCCUCGCCGGUUCUCUUGAAAGAAGAUAGCACAAGUUGAGUUGCUUGCUAUCCAAGGGACCAUGAAAACACGGCGGCAGCGCAAGGAUCGUAGAACCAGCAGCAGCCUUGUUGAUACUGACCAACAACAUUCAUCACUGCCGCUCCCUAUCGAUCUCACGAUCGACAUCUUCUCCAGGCUAUCCCUCAAGUCCAUUGCCAUCUCUCGUUGCGUAUCCAAGCCCUGGGCCUUCGUACUUGGCCGUCCUGAUCUCAGGGAUCUGCGCUUGACAAGGUCUCAGGCUCGCCCGCGUCUACUGUUCGCCUUUUGGGAAGGUAAUAACCUCUUCUUCAUCUCUUCACCUCAACCUCAGAGUCCUGAUGAGAUGUUGUCUGUUGCGGCCGAUCAUCACAUGAGUUUCUCCUUUGAUCACCCUGUCAAAGAUAUAUCUGCAAGUGUCAAUGGCCUUGUCUGUGUCCGUAUUAGUGGUCACCGGUUUGUAAAUGGAAGGAGAUUCACGGUGGAGGAGUCGGUGUUAUGUAACCCUAGCACGGGACAGUCACUUACUAUACCCAAAGUGAAGACAAGGAAGAGGGUUGGGAUAGUAAGCUUACUCGGGUAUGAUCCCGUUGAGAAACUACACAAGGUAUUGGGAAUGAUUUGGCUUCAGGACGGCAUAACUAUGGAGCAUCAAGUGCUUACAUUAGGAGCAGGAGGAGGAGGAAGUGAUGAGAAAUUGACAUGGAGAAUGGCUGAACGUGGUAUACCAUGUCCAUGUCCUUCUUCUGCGGGUACACAGAAUAUAUGCAUUGGUGGUGUUUUCUAUUACAUUCACGCUCAUAUGAUAGUUUCCUUCGAUGUUAGAUCUGAGAAGUACAGCUUUGUUAAGCCUCCGAAAGGGAAACUGUAUCAUAGGCUGCUAGACUGCAACGGUAAAUUGGCUUUAGUACCAUUGGGCAAAAGUUAUUAUUUCGAUAGUGAAACUGUUAAGAUGUGGGUUCUAGAAGACCGCGAAAGACAUGAGUGGUCCAAACGUGUUUACACAUUGCCCCCUAUGUGGAAAGAUGUAGUUGAUCCAGAGGAGUGGUUAGUGAUUGUUGGAGUGACUGGUCCUAAUGAAUUUGUUAUGUCGUCCGAAUAUUCAGGUGACCCUUUCCAGGUUUACUACUGCAAUUUUGACAAGGAGACUGUAACAAGAGUUGUAAUCCAAGGAGUGGGAGCGUUAAGGAGUGGCAUGGGGUAUUCUAUUCACACCUAUCCGAACCAUGUGGAGGAUGUGAAGCUUAUGGAAUUAUAAGGAUAAGCAUCAGGUUUUAAGAUUUUUUAUGGAGAAACUAUCGGUAGUGUUCUUGUUUAUUGCUCUUGUAAUGUCACCUUACUUCUGAAAUUCCUUAUCAUCAUUACAUGUUUCGGUUAAGGAGCAAAUGAUUUCAAUAGAAGCCAUGGAACAUGAACUCCAAUAGUACAAAAGUUUUUAUUUUACUCUAUCCGUUCACUAUUUUCACACACAGAAUUUAAUUAUCAGAUAUCUUCAGGUCUGAACGCAUAUACCAUCAGUUUGGUGGAUAUAUCAUCAAGCCCCUACAUACUUUUUUGUUUUGUGGUGGUAGUUAACCCCUUGAUUUCAUCAAAUAACCAAUUCAGGUUAAGAAACAAUCAAAAUGGCCAAGUUUGAAAUUCUGGACGGUCAAGACAUUGCUUUUAUGAGAUGUGAAAAUAGAAUAGUAAGAUAGUGAUGGUUUACUAUCAGUGGAAAACUUAAAGAGGGAGGUAUUAAUUAACCAUAUAGUCAAAUAGCACAUGAAAACUCUCCUCUUUAAAUAUUGGCAUUAACAUCACAUUAGUUUCAAUCAUCUUUUAUUAUCUAUGAACACCCUCCUUUGUUUUGCUCUCAAAACUUUCUUCUUCUUUUUUGUUUUUUUUUUUGGACAAAGUUCUGAAAACUUUCAAGAGCCUUCUUGUCUCAGAAAGCAAAAGCACAUUUUCAAGUUUCUCUCCACAGCUACAAGCACAAGAUAUGGCAAAGAUGAGUUUUUGGCCAUGUGAUCAGCAAACCAUGGUGCUGAAAGUGAAUAUGAGCAGUGAAAAAUACAGGACCAAAGCCAUGAAGAUUGUAGUAGGAGCAUCCGGAGUUAAUGGAGUGCGGUUGGAGAACGAACAAGGGAAGCUUAUGGUGGAAGGAGAGGGAGUGGAUGUACUUGCUCUUGCCCAAACUCUGAAGAAGAAAGUAGGCAAAACUGAGAUCAUCAAAGUUUCUUAAUAACUCCAAUCCCUUUUUACACAACAAUACCCUUAUAUCUAAUUAUUCUAAGUGGUUUUCUGGUUUCAUGAUGAUGUGUUCUUGGGGCAACAUUUGACAUGCUUUCUAUUGCGUUUGUGUUUACGGUUUCUAGUUUAUGGAUGAUAUUUCACUUGUUUUGAAAA